Messenger RNA from Mus musculus (house mouse), 4029 nucleotides. RefSeq names its product angiotensin II, type I receptor-associated protein (gene Agtrap). Lineage: Eukaryota; Metazoa; Chordata; Mammalia; Rodentia; Muridae. The transcript has 5 exons. Gene Ontology annotation, cellular component: Golgi apparatus; cytoplasmic vesicle membrane; endoplasmic reticulum membrane. Gene Ontology annotation, biological process: response to hypoxia; angiotensin-activated signaling pathway. The coding region runs from base 122 to 607 and encodes 161 amino acids. The record is from RefSeq and is marked validated.
GAGUUGGCCUCCCGCCGUUGGAACUGGCGCAACGCGACGGGCGGGGCCAGGAAGUUUGUUCCCGAGUUCGGAGCCCAGGAGUCCCCGCGGCCGUCGCUCAGGUGCCCUCCGCCGGGUCGGGAUGGAGCUGCCUGCCGUGAACUUGAAGGUUAUUCUCCUGGUUCACUGGCUGUUGACAACCUGGGGCUGCUUGGUGUUCUCAAGCUCCUAUGCUUGGGGCAACUUCACUAUCCUGGCCCUGGGUGUGUGGGCUGUGGCCCAGCGGGACUCUAUAGAUGCCAUAGGCAUGUUUCUUGGUGGCUUGGUUGCCACCAUCUUCCUGGACAUUAUCUACAUUAGCAUCUUCUACUCGAGUGUUGCCACUGGGGACACUGGCCGCUUCGGCGCCGGCAUGGCCAUCCUCAGCUUGCUGCUGAAGCCCUUCUCUUGCUGCCUCGUCUACCACAUGCACCGUGAACGAGGGGGUGAGCUCCCCCUCCGCCCCGAUUUCUUCGGACCCUCUCAGGAGCACAGUGCCUACCAGACAAUUGACUCAUCAUCAGACGCUGCUGCAGACCCCUUUGCAAGCCUGGAGAACAAGGGCCAAGCUGUCCCCCGGGGGUACUGAAGCUGUCCCUGGUCGUCCUGGUCCCCAGCAGGAUUCUUGUUCAAACCUUCUUUACCUGGACCUACAGUGGGGCAUCCGCCAUUCCCUAUCACAGAGGUGGCCUGAGUCAUGUGCCCUUGGAGGUCAAGAGCCUCUAGCUUCUCAGUGGAGAAGAGCCCAGUCCUAAUUCUCCAGGCUACCCCUCCCUUCAAGACACCUGUUAACCCCUGGGCUAGAGCUGUGGUUGGUUUUUUCCCCUCCUACCCCAUAACUAUAACACACUCCUACUGAACUGCCCAGAGUGCUCAGGGCCAGCCAGGCCUCAUGGGUUAGUGAUCACUGCCGCUCGGGCUGCCCCAUGGUGAUCAGCCCUUCCUAGAAGCUCUGUGAGCUUGUGGUCCCGCUCAGCCUGCUCUGCAAAGGGGCAAAGUUCCUGUGCCUGUCACGGCCUCAUGACUUGGUGUCUGAGAACCCCAGGCCUGGAUGCAGUAGUUCUUCAGAGGCCCCUCUCAGAGUGCUGGCAUUAAAAAUUCAGGGGUUCUGUGGCUGCUCUGUGUCUGAGCCACGAUUGAGCUCCAAGCACAGACCCACCCUGCUGUCUUGGUAUGAUUUUUGCCUUUGAGUCAAGAGCCUGAUGGAAGGAAGGGCUACCUGUGGGCCUGUGGGGGGAGCCUGACUGUGGCCAAACGGUCAGUGUGGCAUGUGGACAGACAUCUGUCCUCUGAAUCUAAGUGACUAUCACUGCCUCUGAUACUGACCCAUGAGGCAGGGCAUGGGUGACUCCCUCUAUCUCCUGCGUUCUUACCACAGUCGACUGCCUCCUGAGGUUCCAGGGCCCCUAUUCUUACUGCCAGAUCUCUGGGGACAGAUACUUGAAGACUUAUGGGGAACCACAGGCUGAGGUGACUGUCCUGAAAGGACUGUCUGCACACCUGUGGACAGGCAGGGAGGCUGAGUGACAGCAUCUGUGAAAAGUGAACCCCACCCCCCACCCCCGCCUCUGGACAGGGUCACUGUGGAACACCAUCCCAUACAAUCAGCAUCCCAUACAAUCAGCAUCCUGAGCCCAGUGUGAGCAGAGUGAGGAGCAGCGUGUGCCACUAGAGGGAGGUAGUUGUGAGGCAACCUCUCACAAAACCCUUAGGUUUGUUUAGGUUGUAUGCAGCACAGUAUAAAACAUGAGCCGGGGCCCAGAGACGAGGCUCAGCAGCAGGUGAAAGGAGUCAGUCUACUACUUAGCGUGACAAUCUGUGUUUAGUUUUGGACCGACUUGAGAAAGUUGUCCUCUGACCUCCACACAUACUCUUGUCAUGGUAUGAGGUUUUACACACAAACAGAGAGAAGAGAGAGAGAGAGAAAGAAAGAAAGAUAGAUAAAAACAAACAAUCCAGAAUAUUAAAAACCUGCCUGGUGGGUGGUUAAUCCCAGCACUCGGGAGGCAGAGGCAAGUGAAUGUCAGAGAUUGAGGCCAGGCCUGGUCUACAGAGUGAAUUCCAGGUCAGCCAGGGCUACACAGAGAAACCCUGUCUACAAAAAAAUAACAAAAAAGCUCUGGGAUGCAUGUCAAGUUCCUGACUGCAGAGGCCUUGGGGGAGAAGGGAACAUGAGGCCUGCGGCAAGGAAGAUGGAAAACCCAGGGUGUUUCUCCUGUUUCUGGGCAGUUUCUAGGCAGAAGGAAGGCCUGGAGUAUCAGUGCCGUGUCUCUUGGAAUAGGUCAUGCUUGCAGAGACGAAUAAGGUGAGGCAGGGGCUCAGCCUAAGUAGCUAAGACAGGUCCCAGAGCCUGCAUCCCUCAGAUCCAGCUGACCUUAGGGAAAGGUGGAGGAGGAAUAUCUCUGGAAGAGCCCCAAAAGCAGACUAGAGCAGGGGAGCUGGGCUUUCUCAUUGGUCAAUGGCUGUCCCACAGUGGAUGACAAACUUCCAGCUGAUGGAGGAGAGGCCCCGAGGCAAGCAGAAUAGGUGGGUGAAGAGAAGAGACAUGCCCUAGAGGCAGCAGUGGGCUAGAGAGGGUCUAAGUGGAGGGGCAGCCCCCCAGGAAGGCUGGCCUGGAACACUGGCCAGCAUGUGGUUAGGAAGUGGUGUGGCUGGAGCGCUUAGUGUCAGAUAGCAGAAGAGCAGGUUGGGAGCCACCAUGGGGACUGCCUUCCACUGAGUAAGAACUCAAGAGAGCAUGCAUCGGUAUCCGAAUCUGAAUGUGACUGGUUGAUACUCCCUAGAAGGAUACUUUGUACUUGUUGGCUGUGGGAAUGUGACAACUGUCACCUCCUGGACACACUCUGAAGGUGGGCCUGCGGGAACUGCUGAUGCACCGAAGAGAGAAGCCAGGAAUACUAACAGUAGGAUUGGGGCUGUACCCUGUAGUUGCCACUGACUGGAAAGCCAAGAGGAGCACACAGGCUGGUGGGGCACAGGAUGGCCAGGCAGGGUCCAGAAGGCUGUGCUUGUGGGACGGGGCUCUUCAACCAGCUGCUCUCACGGGCACCUGCCUUUGUGCCACAAGGCCCCGUGGUGGUUUGGAAACAGGCUGGCCCCCAGGUUUUAGUCUAGAGCCUGCCGUUCUUGGGAGGUCUCUUACCUGUUGCCUGCAGAGCUGAAGUCUCUUGUCCUGUUUGCAAGUCUAUUGCUUGCUUGUUGAGUUGAAUCUUCCUGAGAAACUGCCCCUGAGGCACUCAGUGUUCUGUCUGCCAAACUGCUGGUGUGCCCUACUCAGUCUCCAGAACAGCCCUGUAGGUCCAGCCCUCUCUGCAACCAGAGAACCUUGUUUUAAAUUUCAAAGGACCAGUGAGAUGGCCUGUUGGGGAAGGGCCUUGUCACUAAAAUAUGAGUUUGAUCUCUGGGUCCCAUAGGGUGGAACUGACUCCUGCAAGUUGUCCUCUGACCUCCAUGUUAGUACUGUGGCACAUGCCUCCUCCACAAAUAAACGUAAUUAAAUCUAAAGGUACCCUGAGAUUUCUGUAUAGGAAACAACUGUUUUAAAAAAUCUCACUGUGGGGAGGCAGAGACAGGCAGAUUUCUGAGUUCGAGGCCAGCCUGGUCUACAAAGUGAGUUCCGGGACAGCCAGGACUAUACAGGGAAACCCUGUCUCAAAAAAACAAAAACAAAAAACCAACAAAAACAAACAAAAAAAUCUCACUGUGUCUCAGUUUCCUGUUCUGAAAAGUGGGGAUAAGAUGGGCCAUUGAGAUAGCUCAGUGGGUAGAGGGUACAUACUGCCAGGUCUGAUGACCUGGGUUCGAGUCCUAGGACAUGUAUAAGAAGAGACUUCUCACCUCCAUAUAAACACCAUGGCACUUGGCGUGUGUGUGUGUGUGUGUGUGUGUGGCACACGCACACACGGUAAAAAUGUAAAAUAAAGUGAGGAUAAAAAUCGUGUGUGACUCAGGGACUAGUGAAGGUUGAGAAUAGUGGAACCUCGAUGGUAAUAAAUGUUAAAGCUUAUUGUA